Molecule: messenger RNA, 1167 nt
Organism: Pogona vitticeps (central bearded dragon)
Lineage: Eukaryota; Metazoa; Chordata; Lepidosauria; Squamata; Agamidae
Source: RefSeq, a predicted model, not a curated record
CAUCAGAUCCAUUCUGACUUAUGGCGACCUUUUCUGGGUUUACUAGGUGAGAAGGAUGAGUGCAUAUGCUGACAUCUGUGCAUCCAAGCAAGCACAACAGGGGGCCACCGAGAGUGGUUACCACCAGCGUUAUGGAGUUCGCUCUUACCUGCACCAGUUCUAUGAAGACUGCACAACAUCCAUUUGGGAGUAUGAUGACGAUUUUCAGAUUCAGAGAUCACCCAGCAGGUGGAGCUCUGUAUUCUGGAAGGUCGGACUCAUCUCCGGGACAGUGUUUAUGCUGACAGGGAUAAUAGUUCUUAUAGUAGGUUUUCUUGUAUCUCCCAAAAUUGAAGCCCUCCGAGUAGAAGAUUUUGUGGUGGUGGAUACACAUGCUGUUCAGUUUAAUAGAGCCCUUGACGUAUGUAAGUUGGCAGGUGCAACAUUAUUUUGUAUUGGAGGGACCAUGAUGGCAGCCUGUUUGCUUAUGUCAGCAUUUGCUAAAAGCUACUCCAAAGAAGAAAAGUAUUUGCAACAAAAAUUUAAAGAGAGAAUAGCAGAUAUGAAAGCCCAUGCACACCCAGUCACGAGAGCCCCAGCACCUGGAGAAUCAAAGAUCCCUAUGACGUUGUCCAAAGUACAAAAUGUCCAACCUUUAUCUGAAACCUGAUUUUUUUAAAAAAUUACUCAUCUUGUAACCUUGAAAGGGUUGGCUUCGGCUAACGUAUGAAUCUGUGCUCACUAUGUAGCACUGCUGCAUUCUUACACUAAAAAAGAAAGGGAGCAGAAUGAAGAAAAAUCUGGUAAGAGCAUCAAAGUGGCAAAAAGGCAAAGGUUUAGCCAUUGCUGGUCUGGAUAAAUCAUUAACGUAUGAGUUGCCUGUCUGUCUGUCUGUCUUGUAUUUUAAAGGUGCAUUGGACAUUUGACCCAUAAGAUCCUGCAAAAUGCAAUUCUGAACUCUCUUUACACCUUGCUUUAUUGUCACACAUUGGCCAGUGUACUGGUGCAUGCUGCUUGAUUGCUCCCAUUUGACUCCUAUAAGUGAUAGGGGCCAAGCUGUCUCCUUCCUGGCUGUGUUUUGUUUAGUGUGUUGUGCAGUCCAAGAUCUCUUGACUUGUGUCAUCUCUCCUCCAAGACACUGCCAUCAAUGUUCAUUCUUAGCUUAUGACUCUGGCUUGUGGGGAAGAG